Messenger RNA from Scleropages formosus (Asian bonytongue), 4581 nucleotides. It is a transcript of the gene clcn7, whose product is annotated as chloride channel 7. Gene Ontology annotation, biological process: transmembrane transport; chloride transport. Gene Ontology annotation, molecular function: chloride:proton antiporter activity. Lineage: Eukaryota; Metazoa; Chordata; Actinopteri; Osteoglossiformes; Osteoglossidae. The coding region runs from base 139 to 2541 and encodes 800 amino acids. The record is from RefSeq and is a predicted model, not a curated record. Gene Ontology annotation, cellular component: lysosomal membrane; intracellular membrane-bounded organelle. The transcript has 25 exons.
GAUGUCAUAGUCACAUGAUCGACCGUGUGCUCUCGGAACGGGCGCACGGGGAGCAGCCCGCCGCCGCCGCUGCCGCCGAAGAGCCACUUGUCGACAGGUCAAAAAGUGCGGACCCGGCGUGAGCUGCCGCGCGCCGCCAUGGCCAACAUCACGAAGAAAGUGUCGUGGUCGAGUCGCGGGGACGAGCCGGCUCCAGCAGGGGAGGGGACGCCGCUGCUGAACGGCGCCGGAGGAGCGGCGAGAUCAUACAGUCGACAGUUUUCCGGGAGCGGCAUAUUUCAGAUUGGGAGGCUGAGCACAGUGGACCUGGAAGAAGACCCCGCUCCAGAGGAGGAGUCAGCCAUUAGUCGACCAAAGGAAAUCCCUCACAACGAGAAGCUUCUUUCACUCAAGUAUGAGAGCCUCGAUUAUGACAACAGCGAAAAUCAGCUGUUCCUCGAGGAGGAGAGGCGCAUGAGCUACAUGGGCUUCAGAUGCCUGGAGAUCAGCCGCUGGGUGGUGUGUGCGCUCAUUGGCAUCCUCACAGGCCUCAUUGCUUGCUUCAUCGACAUUGUGGUAGAGAACCUCGCUGGACUCAAGUACAAAGUCAUCAAGGAGAAUAUCGAGAAGUUCACCGAAGCGGGAGGUCUCUCCAUCUCGCUCAUCUUGUGGGCAUUCCUGAACUCCGUUAUUGUCAUGAUGGGUGCUAUCAUAGUGGCUUUCUUUGAGCCCAUUGCAGCCGGCAGUGGAAUCCCCCAGAUCAAGUGCUACCUGAAUGGAGUGAAAAUACCCCGUGUGGUCCGCCUUAAGACCCUCGUGGUAAAGGUGUGUGGUGUGAUCUGCUCGGUGGCAGGUGGCCUGGCUGUAGGAAAGGAAGGACCCAUGAUCCACUCGGGGGCCGUGGUGGCUGCCGGCGUCUCGCAGGGAAGGAGCACCUCUCUGAAGAAGGACUUCAAGAUUUUUGAGUAUUUCCGGCGGGACACAGAGAAGAGGGAUUUUGUGUCAGCAGGAGCAGCUGCCGGAGUGUCCGCUGCCUUCGGAGCUCCUGUUGGUGGUGUCCUCUUCAGCUUGGAAGAGGGAGCAUCCUUCUGGAACCAGAUGCUGACGUGGAGAAUAUUCUUCGCAUCCAUGAUCUCGACCUUCACGCUGAACUUCUUCCUGAGCAUCUAUCACAAUAAGACUGGAGAACUUUCUAACCCUGGUCUCAUCAACUUUGGACGCUUCGACAGUGAUAGUGUGGAGUACAACCUGUACGAGAUCCCCCUCUUCAUAUGCAUGGGAGCGCUGGGUGGCCUUCUUGGAGCCUUGUUUAAUGUGCUCAACUACUGGCUCACCAUCUUCAGGAUCAGGUAUAUUCACCGGCCCUGCUUACAGGUGAUGGAAGCCAUGCUGGUUGCUGCAGUGACCGCCACAGUCUCCUUUGCCAUGAUCUACUUUUCCGAUGACUGCCAGCCCCUUGGUGAAGAUCAGGCAGAAAACUAUCCCCUGCAGCUGUUCUGUGCAGAUGGCGAGUACAACUCGAUGGCCACAGCAUUUUUCAACACACCAGAGCGCAGUGUCCGCAGCCUGUUCCACAACCCCCCAGGCUCCUACAACCCCCCGACACUGGGAGUGUUCACACUCACUUACUUCUUCCUGGCGUGCUGGACAUAUGGGCUGACCGUGUCCGCUGGGGUCUUUAUUCCCUCGCUUCUGAUUGGCGCCGCCUGGGGGCGACUCUUUGGCAUUAUGCUUGCGCACAUCACCCCGUAUGGCUCUAUUUGGGCAGAUCCUGGCAAGUAUGCCUUGAUUGGAGCGGCUGCUCAGCUUGGCGGAAUUGUCCGGAUGACCCUCAGCCUGACCGUCAUCCUGGUUGAAGCCACAGGCAAUGUCACCUAUGGAUUUCCCAUUAUGCUGGUGCUGAUGACAGCCAAGAUUGUGGGCGACUACUUUGUGGAGGGCCUGUAUGAUAUCCACAUCAAGUUGCAGAGUGUGCCCUUCCUGCACUGGGAGGCCCCAGCUACAUCCCACGCACUCACUGCCAGGGAGGUGAUGAGCUCUCCAGUAACGUGCUUCAACAGGGUCGAGAAGGUGGGCACUAUCGUGGAUGUUCUCAGCAACACCUCUACCAAUCACAACGGCUUCCCAGUGGUCACUAGGGUGAUGGAUGACGAUGAGCCUGGCAAAAUCUGCGGAUUAAUCCUGCGCUCUCAGCUUAUUGUGCUCCUGAAACAUAAGGUGUUUGUCGAGAGGACCCGAUCUCGUCUCAACCAGCGCAAGUUGCAGCUAAAGGACUUCCGCGAUGCGUACCCCCGCUUCCCCCCAAUCCAGUCAAUCCAUGUGUCCCAGGAUGAGCGCGAGUGCAUGAUGGACCUGACUGAGUUCAUGAACCCUACGCCCUACACCGUCACUCAGGAGACAUCUCUUCCGCGGGUCUUUAAGCUGUUCCGCGCUCUGGGUCUACGACACCUCGUUGUGGUGGACAGUGAGAACAGGGUGGUGGGUCUCGUGACGAGAAAGGACCUGGCCCGGUACCACCUGGGCAAGCACGGCCUGGAGGAGCUGCAGCUGGCUCAGACGUGACACGUUGCUGCACAGGCCACAGACCUUUCUGGUCACCCACUGCCCCACCACGGAUGGUGUGCCACCCUCCUGGCACCGUUUCUGUGUUAUGAAAGGCACCAAACGACUGAGAAAUCAACCGCAGCCUCCUCCCUCAGCAUUAUCUUGGGUCUGUUCUUUUGAAGCUAGCAUCACCCCCCUGUUUUGUAGGUCCUGCCCCUUUGUUUUUGCACAUAGUUAGUCAUUUUAAUUCACACUGGUUCGUGUGUUAGUGUAUUAAACUGUGACUGUGUGUGCAUGAUUGUGCGAGUUUCACAAAUUACACGUGAGCUCUCUUCCCGUGCAAAAACUUCAUUAGAGGGAAGAAACGGGUCAAUGAGGGUAGCGCGAGCCCCGGCCAAUCAAGGUUUCCAUGGAAGCGCGCCGUCGAUGUUUUCAAGCAACAUAUUAAUAAUCCGUGAGCUGAGAGUUGGAUUUUGGAAACGGCUGAUCUCAAAAGUGCUGCUCUGCCGUUGUUCCUUCAGCUCUUUCCAAAGUCCACCUUGUUGGUUCUUGGCAACACUAGCACUCCCUGCUGGUCUGACCUGAUGUAAAAUGUUAAAUGCGAUUAUUUGUCAUGUGUUCCUGUGUAUCAAGAUGCGCACUUGUGACGUCUCGUUUCAGUUCUCCAUUACUGGGGUACUGGUAUCAGUGCAGCAGGAAGUGUCUGUGUCUGUCACUCCUUCCUCUGUCACUGAGUGUGUGUUGUGAGGCUUAUUCAGCCCUUCAAAAUGGGUCACUGACUUUUGUUAAUUUUCAUGUUCAUGUGCAUUUCAUAUCCUGACUGUUUUUACUCUCAAGUAGCACUUUCUUAUCAAUUAUAUAUUUAAUACAGAUAAAACAUUAUUGAUUAGCUGCUGUAUUGUAAUAUCUCUGUGUCAUUUGGUUACAUUUGUCAUGUUUGGUACCACAUACUUCCCAUCCCCCCUCGCUUGUGUAAACAUCACACCCCAACUUGUACACAGAGAGGUUUGCUUUAGGUGCUCGCACACAAAUAUGAAUAUUUGUCAGCAAAAGACCUUCUCUCAGCUAAAGCAAUGCAACCUGUGGAGCGUGUUCACAUCUUGGCUCAAAAUGUGAAAGGCCUUUCUAUCAACCAGUGAGGUUGAUCCUUCAUAACUCUAGUGAUUCUUAGUUCUUGAAUAUAUACAUACAUAUGUAUGUGUGUAUGAAUAUAACUUUAUUUUUUGCUCUUUUGCAUACUGAGCUGUGAUGCUCCAGGACAUGUUGUGUGAAUCUCACCUCCCAGACCUUGCCCAUCCUGGCUGUCUGUGGUAACAGCAGUUUCAAAGUGCUAAGUGUUAACCUGUUUACACUGCUGGUGCCUUCUAUUGAACUGAACCAUUAUAGUGUGUAGAACCUGAUAAUUAGGUGUCCUCAAGUUUAUCACAAUGUAGAACCUUAUAUGCACUGGAAGUUGAUUUCAUUGUUUAAUUUUGCACACUGGCAAAAUAAAGGUGAGAGUAGCGAUAACUGACUUCAUGUAAUAUGUUGAAAUGAUUUGUGUAAAAUUAAGAGCAAGUUUUAAUAGUGUCACAUAUAAAAUAUUUCAUUUUAAAUUUAUGUUCCACAUUAAAUUAGUUUUUAUGUUAUCAUGCACUGUGAUUAAGAACGUCUGGCAUUGAGGAAGAAUCGCUGUCAAGGAUACACUUAUGACAGUUGGCUGUUAAGCAUUUAACAGAGUAUUGGACAUUAUUUUAACUGUUACCGGUCUUACAUUUCUUCCAUGAUUUUUUUUUUUUUGGGUUAAAUAAAGUUUGAUUUCUGCUGUUUGCCAUUAUGCCACUUUAUUGAAAAGGUAUUUGUGUGAAUUGCCAAGUUGUGUGUUUUGUUGUUGGUUGAAAUUUUUUCACGUUAGUUAUGCAGAUUUCCUGACAAUUUUACAAUCUGUCACCUGUAUAAAUGCAGAAUGGCAGAAUGUACAUCUGCAAGUUUUUUUAUUCUUUUGGAUUUUAUCAUUCAUUGAAUUAAAGCCUUCUGAAGAAAUAUUUUUGUGACUAAUAAAGUUAAGUUGAUCACAAA